AUGACCACACACAGGACAUCAAUGCCGAAAUCAAAGGUCACCUGCCCGCAUUGCGACAAGACAACCGAUACCGGCCAUCUAACAGAGCACAUUCAGUCGUGUCUGAAGAAGAAGGUUGUCUGUAAGCUGUGUGGAAAGGUUGUCGCGCGGAUUCGCAGCCAUCAGUGCCCACCGCCAAAGCACCCGCCUCACCCUCAGCUCUCAGCCUAUCUCGACAUAGAAAAACAUGACUGGGCAUCAAAAUGUCCGUUGGAAUUUGAGAAUGGAAUCAAGCAUUUGUCAUCGCUAGAUGAGCACACUAUCUCACUCUGGAAUGGUCAGCCACCCACCUUGUACACGUGUAAAACGCAACUCUCAGAGGAGACAAUAUAUACCCUAGUGCUGAGUGCGAUACGGAAAUCCACAGACUAUCAGGUUUUUCGCGAUGAAGAAGUGCCUCCUGAGCUUGGAAGUAAUGACCAAUCUAUUCAACGGAAGCGAUCUGCCAAAUCCGAUCUCGAGGACAAGAAGUUCCGAAUGGCAGCUGCUGCUUUGUACCAGGCUACAACCACGGCUCCGCGGCAGUUGACAUACUCUUUGCUGAAUGUAUGGGCCCCAGAUACAUCAGAAAUUCUAAUGCAACCGCCCCUGCAAUUCCAGUCGACCCACCAUGUCUGUACCGAGCGCUUCAAAGUUGGUAUCAACGUAACGCCAAAAGGCUCAUUUGUUGACCUUCAUCACGAUAUUCUUCAACGGGGAUUGGCCAGAACCAUUGGUAGAUGCAAGAAGGUGUGGCUCCUCUUCCCAGGGACGCCAAAGAACCUGGAGAUUUAUGUUUCGUCAACUGGAUUCCGCAAUCGCCUUGCAAGGAUUGGAUCCAAGCUUGAAGGUGGCAUCAUUGUCGAGACAGAUUCUUCCCACGAGAUUGAAUUUCCUGCACAUACGCUCCACGCCGUCUUUACAACUGUUGGAGGAUUCCUUACUGGUAUCAAUUACUCCACAGUCGAAUGCCUCACUGCCAUGAGCCAAGUCUUGAAAGCCCACCUGCCGAUAUUCCACAUAUCUCCAAUCGCUAUCUCCGAAGACGUUCAAUCGUAUAUAGACGCCCUCUCAUCUACCCUUCAAAUGGAUCUACCAGCUGUGCUUUUUGUUGCCCUGCAAAGCUGGAUAGAGCUGCGACCCGUAAUUGAAGAGACGCUUGAUUCUGGCAAGACGACAGCGCGUUUCCAAAGGCAGGUGCAAGAGGUUGACGACUGCCUGCAUCACUUUGGGGAAAACGUGCAAAUGGCUCUUCAGUGCGGAUGUGGACAAUUUGUUGAUAACAUUGGAAAUCAUGUUAUUGAGUCUCAUAGAUUAUUGCAACUUCAAUAAUCAGACCUCAGCUCUCAGCCCAAGGGCAGAAGUUAAGGAUAAGGAUUAAUACUAAACAAUGUUAGGCUAAGGUGAAUGAUGAGAGUAUCCAUGCGAAUACUUUCCCAGGUUACAUCUCCACUUCUCAUACUCUGGUGACCAAGUAUCGUAGAAUAAGCAUUCUCAUCAUUGUACUAGGACGGAACAAAGUAUCAAGCUUUCAAUAGCAGGAUCACCUUCGAGGUUCCUUUUAUCGAGAACGCAUCCAUCGAAUUAUCUAAAUGGUCGGAGAUACUCGCUUUUUGUGGCGAGGUGACGAACGCCGCGAAUGAUGCAACCAAUGAUCAAGUUACUAGUCUCCCUCAAGGGAAUCUAGACAGACAACAUGUUUUGAU
Cadophora gregata is the source of this 1724-nucleotide messenger RNA. RefSeq lists its product as uncharacterized. The coding region runs from base 1 to 1350 and encodes 449 amino acids. The record is from RefSeq and is a predicted model, not a curated record. The transcript is spliced from 2 exons. Lineage: Eukaryota; Fungi; Ascomycota; Leotiomycetes; Helotiales; Ploettnerulaceae.